AUGACUGUUAGUAUAGCUCCCAAAGUGACUGCAGAUUAUUGUAGAGCCGGAAGUUUCUAUGAUGAUGCUUCUCCUAGAAAUCACCAGCAAACUAGGAUAGAAUCAGUUAAAUAUAAUUACUUGCCAGAAUCGUUCGCCUCGAGGCAUCCGCAUAUUUACGGAGAGUCGUAUGGCAUGAUUGGUGGGCUAGCUCAAGGCUUAUCACAGGGCGUUUUAGAGGCAAUGCAAAUACACCAAUGGGGAAGUGUUUGUAAAUCAAGUCAAAAAUGUUCACCUAAAAGAGCCUCUAAAAUAGAAACGACUCUUGCUCAGUCUUUUACAUGCGAGCGGUUUAUGUACCGGUUUGACUCUUUUUAG
Messenger RNA from Fusarium graminearum PH-1, 357 nucleotides. RefSeq lists its product as uncharacterized. The coding region runs from base 1 to 357 and encodes 118 amino acids. NCBI's taxonomy places the organism in Eukaryota, Fungi, Ascomycota, Sordariomycetes, Hypocreales, Nectriaceae. The record is from RefSeq and is a predicted model, not a curated record. The transcript has a single exon.